GUGUCUUUACCUCUGCCAAUACCACUAUUAGUAGUCGUGUACCUUCUAAUAUAUAAAUCCUAUCACAAUUCACGUCGACGUAUCGUAAGCGAACGCAGUGUUCACCUUGCAACUAACAAAACAUCAAGCUUGAUAGGCCGUGCGAAGCGUACAGCCACGCUAUGGCAAGUCCAGUUGUGGCCCGAAAGAAAGGGCUGUCAAUCAGUGUACACAAGGACAGACCAAUCAGUAGAAGUGAAGAGAUCGCUAACAAGCGACGCACACAGUUAUUGGGAUGUGAAAGCGAUGACUUUGUAGGUUUAUCAUCAGUUUCAUCAUUCACAAAAGCAAAACGGGAUGAAGCGAGCACAUCAUCGCUUGCGGUUGAGCAGCACGACUCAAAAGACAAGCGGAAAAGCUGGAUGUCCAAGUUCAUGACCCCGAACACAAAGCGCAAAUCCGCGGCAAUGGACGAGUGGUUCACUAUCGACGAUACACAGCAGCGGGAGCUUGUAACAGACAGUGCAGCUCUCGCUGAUAGCAGACGGAAAUCAGUUGUGCCGCAGAUGAACGACCGGCAGUACAAUGAAGAAUCGACGUUCACGUACACGGUGACGUAUGUGGGCUAUGGAGAGGUGCCAACGGACUCGAGAGAUAUGAAUAAUGCCUGCCGUAAAGCACUGAGCAGGCUUCGCAAAGAAUCAGACAGCAACGACGACAUUAGUAAAACAGAAGGGAUUGCGGGACUAUCUCCUACACAAGGUCCAACCAGAAACGGUCAAGUGACCGUGCAAGUAUCUCUUAAGGGAGUGAAACUGACAUAUAUACCUGGACCGGAUUCGCCAACAGUUAGUGUCCAAUACCCGCUGUGUCACGUAGCCCUAUCCCUCAUGGAACAGAGCAAGAAAACCGCUGAGCUCAGAAUGGGGAUUGUAUUUUGGGAUGCUCGCGUGAAACGGGAGUAUGUGUUGGUUUUUAAAGGGGAGCACACAGCGGCGUUUAAUGUGGCCUUACGAUGGGCAUUCCAUCUCGCGACGACGAAAUCGAAGGCACAGGCACAGGCACAGACGCAGAAGGAGACAAGUGAAAGCAAAUUGGACACUACCCCAGAGAAUGCCACGAUAGCCAGGGGUGAAGUGUAGAAGCCUGCGAUAUUGGGAUGCGUACAUGAAGUGUAGCGUUAUUGUAUAACAGAUACCAAUAAACUCAAUAAGAGCUGUUGGCAGCCAGAGUGCCAGUGCUUUAUCACGCUUGUAUGACGCAGGUCGCAGAGUCGCAAGCCCCAACAAAGUUCAAAACUCUUUAUUCCGAGAUUCCCAAUUUCAUUUAGCGCGUGACUGUUUGUCUUGUGACUUUAACAAAAGCUAUAGGUCACAGUCACAUAUUGUGCAGAGUUCAGACUGCAGUCGGCUCAACAGUAUUCGAAUUGUA
Sphaeroforma arctica JP610 is the source of this 1410-nucleotide messenger RNA. RefSeq lists its product as hypothetical. The transcript is spliced from 5 exons. The record is from RefSeq and is a predicted model, not a curated record. The coding region runs from base 162 to 1121 and encodes 319 amino acids. NCBI's taxonomy places the organism in Eukaryota, Ichthyosporea, Ichthyophonida.